UUGUUCCCCCGCCCUCUUUGUGCGAAUGUUGUGCUGGAAAUUGGACCGAUUAGGCAAGAGGCAAAAUUAUACAAAAGUUUCGGUCGGCUGGUUGAUUAUUGUCUGAUUGCGCCUCGAAAAUGGCAGUGUCGAUUAGCGAAAUUUGCGAAAACACCAAGCUUGCCCGUGAAAUGGCUCUCACGGGCAACUACGAGACUGCGGGCGUUUACUACCAAGGAGUGGUGCAGCAGAUUCAUCGACUUCUGACGUCCAUCAACGACACAACUCGCAGGGCAAAGUGGCAGCAGGUGCAGCAGCAAAUUGCCAACGAAUACGAACAGGUCAAGGGCAUCACAAACAUCUUGCAGCUUCUUAAAGCCGAUGGACACCUGGACAGACCUCUAGGUGGUUCAACGUCCUACAAUUUUUCUGCUUUUGAGGAGCCAACUCGAGACCCAGAUGUUUGGGGACCUCCACCACCUAGAGAUCCAGAUGUGUGGCCUGCACCAACUGUUGUGGAACACAAGAGUGGAACGCCUGUGAGAACUGUCCGAAAUACGAGGAAAGGAGGAACAGACACUGGCAACAAAACUGGUACCUUAAGAGGAACUCGAGGUGGAUCCACGUCAGCAAACAAAAAAGAUGCAGGGAGGAACACUAAGGGGAAGGUUGAGCAGACCCCAAGAAGUGCCCGGGGCGCCAAAAAUUCUGAUUCCAAAGAUGAUAAAGAAAAAGGGGACAAGAGUGAAAAGGAUGGGGAAAGUGAAGGGAAAGAAGAACACGAAGAAGAGGAGAAAAGAUUUGACCCAUCUGGUUAUGAUAGAGAGCUUGUUGAAAUGCUUGAGAGGGAUAUUGUGCAGAAAGAUCCAAAUAUCCAUUGGGAUGACAUAGCCGAUUUGCAUCAAGCAAAACGGUUACUGGAGGAGGCAGUUGUCUUGCCUAUGUGGAUGCCUGAUUUUUUCAAGGGAAUUCGUCGACCCUGGAGAGGUGUUCUGAUGGUUGGACCUCCAGGCACUGGAAAAACUAUGCUGGCCAAGGCUGUGGCUACGGAGUGUGGCACCACUUUUUUCAACGUAUCCUCGUCGACUCUCACUUCAAAGUACAGGGGAGAAUCUGAAAAGCUGGUGCGACUGCUUUUUGAGAUGGCUAGAUUUUACGCUCCGUCAACAAUAUUUAUUGACGAAAUUGAUUCUUUGUGUUCGAGACGAGGAUCUGCCUCAGAGCAUGAAGCCUCCAGGAGAGUGAAGUCCGAGCUUUUAGUUCAAAUGGAUGGAAUCAGUUCCGCAAGUGAGGGUGAGCCAGGAAAAGUGGUUAUGGUUUUGGCUGCUACAAACUUUCCAUGGGACAUAGAUGAAGCUCUGAGACGUCGACUGGAGAAACGAAUCUACAUUCCACUACCGAGCAACGAGGGCAGAGAGGCGCUGCUGAAGAUUAACUUGAGAGAAGUGACAUUGUGCGAUGAUGUAAAUUUGACUGAUGUGGCUGUAAAACUUGAAGGAUACUCCGGUGCAGACAUCACAAACGUGUGCAGAGAUGCGUCUAUGAUGGCUAUGAGAAGGAAAAUAGCUGGCAUGAAACCUGAGCAAAUCAAGCUGCUGGCAAAAGAGGAGCUUGAUUUGCCAGUCAGCCAUAUGGAUUUCCGCGACGCACUUGCCAAGUGCAAUAAGUCCGUUAGUCAGGAGGAUUUGGAUAAAUACGAACAGUGGAUGAAUGAAUUUGGCUCUGCUUAGUUAGCAAAAACAGGCUCUAUACUCAAAAUCUCCACUAAUGUGAUAACAUAGCUAUUAAUUAUUGUGCUGUUGAAGUGGUCGUUUGAAAAGAAUUAUAUUUAGAUAUUUCUUUCUCAGGAAAUGAGACGUCUCUAAAAAUUUUUGAAUUAUAUAAAAAAAGGAAUUUAUAUACCUAUCAUAACUUAUUUGGAGAUGUAAAAUUAGCAUAAAUUGUAAAUAUAUAUCGAGCACCUUUGAUUAA
Neocloeon triangulifer is the source of this 1950-nucleotide messenger RNA. It is a transcript of the gene Kat60, whose product is annotated as katanin p60 ATPase-containing subunit A-like 1. NCBI's taxonomy places the organism in Eukaryota, Metazoa, Arthropoda, Insecta, Ephemeroptera, Baetidae. The coding region runs from base 120 to 1709 and encodes 529 amino acids. Gene Ontology annotation, biological process: microtubule severing. Gene Ontology annotation, molecular function: microtubule binding; microtubule severing ATPase activity; ATP binding. Gene Ontology annotation, cellular component: microtubule cytoskeleton. The record is from RefSeq and is a predicted model, not a curated record. The transcript has 8 exons.